UCAGGGUGAUGCUUUGUGGUUGUGCAAAACCUGGAACAGUGAGGGCAUUAGGACCAGGAGAGAGACUCUCGCUUGGCUCCCAUUGUGUCUGGCAGAGGGUUCCUGCAGGGCUGGAGCUAUGUGUGAAAGGAAACUGGGCAGUGCCUGCUGUCUUUAGGCUUUAGUCUGUUGGUCUGGCCUGACUCAAGGCGUCCAAAGGAGGAUGUCUGUCUUCCUGGCUUGACUGAAUCCCCAGCCACUUGCCCCAGACAUCCCAUUGAACUUUACCAUUCAUGCAGAGGGGGGAAGAAACACGGGACUAACCACCAGAGCAGAAUGGACAAGAGCAGGGUGAGGGGGGCAAACAACACAACCAGAGACCCUUUCCAGAAGACAAUUAACAAAAUUCAGAGAGGACCAGGGGCAGCCCCAGGCUCCUGCGGCUUUCUGGUUCCAAGGGAAGUGGAUCUUACAACUGCUGCUGGCAAGUGUCAGAUGGAAUAGAAGGAGCAGGUGACUGGCAAAAAGCCUCUUGGCUGGAAUGAGCAGCCCAGACUCAAUGACAAGCUUGACCUGAUCAGGACCUGCUGCUCUGGGCAAGUGGCUACGAUAUGCUCCUGAGGAAGAGACCCAGGAACGGACGCUGCAGGCUUCAGUUCCUCCUGCUCUUGCUGACACUCGGAUGUGUCCUGAUGAUGGUGACCAUGCUGCAUCCUCCCCCGCCCACCCUGCACGAAGCUGUCACAGUCCAAGCUAGCAAACACAGUUCUGACGCUGGGUAUCGCCUGGAUUUGGGGGACUCCCAAGAAUGGGUUCUGGAGGCUGAAGACGAGAGUGAGGAGUACAGCUUCUUGGACGGCCUUCUGCCCUUCAUCUCCCUGCAGGAGGAUCAAUUGCUGGUGGUUGUGUCCUCACCCAUGGCUAAGAGGAAUCAGAGCCAGCACCUGAGACAGAGCAGCUACCAGUUCAUCAAACACCCGAACAGGAGGCCGGAUGAGGAAGCCCCUGAGAGGGAUUGGAGGACUGAGGAGGUUGGGGAGGACUCAGAAGAGUCGCUGACCCCACUCAGCCUGGACACAGAGAGCCUCAACAAGGCAUUCAGUGACUACCUGCCCCCGAAGAGAGUCCUGCCUGAGGUGCGGCACCCCAUGUGUCUACAGCAGCACCCUGCAAGUGGCCUGCCUACAGCCAGCGUCAUUCUCUGCUUCCAUGAUGAAGCCUGGCCCUUGCUCUUGAGAACCGUACACAGCAUCCUGGACACAGCGCCCAAGGCCUUGCUGCAGGAGAUCAUCAUUGUAGAUGACCUCAGCCAGCAAGAACAACUGAAGUCUGCUCUCAGUGACUAUGUGGCCAGACUGGAGGCUGUGAAGCUGCUCAGGAGCAACAAGAGGCUUGGCACUGUCGGAGCCCGGAUGCUGGGGGCCACCAUGGCCACAGGGGAUGUGUUGGUCUUCAUGGAUGCCCACUGUGAGUGCCACCCUGGAUGGCUGGAGCCUCUCCUCAGCAGAAUAGCUGAUGACAGGAGCCGAGUAGUGUCUCCAGUCAUAGACGUGAUUGAUUGGAAGACAUUUCAGUACUCUGCAGUCAAGCAGCUGCAGCGAGGGGUGCUGGACUGGAAGCUGGAUUUCCGAUGGGAGCCCUUGGGGGAACAGGAGCAGAAGGCCCUCCCAUCCCCCAUCAGCCCUAUCAGGAGCCCUGUGGUAUCUGGAGAGGUGGUGGCCGUGGACAGACACUACUUCCAAAACUCUGGAGCUUACGAUCCUCUCAUGUCACCUCAGGGUGGGGAAAAUCUUGAGAUGUCCUUCAAGGCCUGGCUUUGUGGUGGCUCCAUUGAAAUCCUUCCCUGCUCUCGAGUGGGACAUAUCUACCAAAGCAAAGAUGUCAGCUCCAGGACUGACCCUGAGGUCAUCUUGAGGAACAAGGUCCGCAUUGCUGAGACCUGGCUGGGGUCCUUCAAAGAAACCUUCUACAGGCACAUCCCAGAGGCCCUUUCCCUGAGCAAGGUAAAGAGGGGCUGCUAGGGGGUCUUUGACCAACAUAAGGUCACUAGCUUUGUGUCAGCCAAGGAGGUCCCUCUCUUAUUUCUGGCUUGAGCUUCUCUGAGUUGGCCCUCUAGAGUGAUCCUUCUACCUGGUGGGGCUGUCCUCUGUCCCUCCCAUCACAUCCCUGGAGUCUCACAGUUGACCUUGACCUGGAAUUCCCAUACUGCUCUAGGAUGCUGUGAACCGGAGGGAGAUAACGGAUGGACCACAUCUCUGAGGGUCCUUUCAUCCUGA
Molecule: messenger RNA, 2255 nt
Organism: Myodes glareolus (Bank vole)
Lineage: Eukaryota; Metazoa; Chordata; Mammalia; Rodentia; Cricetidae
Source: RefSeq, a predicted model, not a curated record